AGCCCCCGGAGCUCGGACAAUGCCAGAUCCAGCGUUCACACGGCUCCCCACGGCCGCCCCCUCCCCAUCUUAACUCCACCCCUACCGAGCAGCUUCUCUCCAUUGCCGGCCGCUAGGGGUCACUGCCUCCCUUUGUCAGCGACCGGGGAGGGCAGCCCGCCCUCCGGCCCUCUCCACGGCCGAAAGGCGACUCGAGGGGCAUCUUGCUAGCGAAGGGGUCUGCGUGGGACCCCACGGCCACGCUCGCAGCCGCAGCUGCCUGGGUUGGGAGGUGCAGGAGCGCGGGCGGAGACCCGGCCAGGGUUGGGCCGGGCGCGUGGGAGCCAGGAGGGGGUUAACGCUAACCCCUCCCCCCGGGCUGACAUCACGGGAGAGCGGGUGAGAGGCUGGUUCGGCGAGUGAGAGAAAGAGAGGGAGCGCAGCAAGCGCGGCUCGCCUCGGCUCCCAGGCAGCUCCACAUUGUUGCGGAUCGCCCGCACCGGGCGCAGCGGCAGCGGUGGGGACCCGUGGCGCACCCGGCUUGCUCCCCUCGCACCUCCAAGACCGCGCAGCCCGGAGCCUCGAGGGCAGCUGGCCGCCGUAGCCGCACACCACCGCCUGGGCCCCGAGCCCUCCGCACCGCCCGGCCACCCUCGGAGAACAGCCGGCCAUGGACGCCUGCAAGUUGGAACCGAGCGGGAGGGUGUGAGUGCGCCCAGGGCCGGGAGCCUGCGCCGCGCUAGUAGGGCAGCCGGGCGCGCCGGGGGUGGGUCCCUCUCCCCAGCCCGGCUCUGCGUGGAAGAAGAGGGCGGGGACCGGAUCGAAGAGGAGGAGAGCAGAGGAGGCGAAGGGGGCAUGACUCGUGCAACUUGCGGCGGGCAUCUGCUGAGGCUCUGAGCCGGCGGCAGCCCGGGCCCGGAUUGCGGCCGCGAGGAUCCCACCCAGCCCAUCCCGCCCCGGCCGACGGCUGCGGCUGACCUGGAUCCACCGAGCGCCAGCCGGCCGCCAGCGAUCCGCCCUCGUCUUCCAGGCUGGUUUCUGGAGCGCGAGGAGCGCCCUCCUGGCCGCCCCUUUCGCCGGACCCCCGCCCUCCGAUGGCUCGGAUGGGGCUUGCGGGCGCCGUUGGACGCUGGUGGGGACUCGCUCUCGGUUUGGCCACCUUCUUCCCAGGCACUCACACGCAGGUGGUACAGGUGAACGACUCCAUGUAUGGCUUCAUCGGCACAGACGUGGUAUUGCACUGUAGCUUUGCCAACCCACUGCCCAGUGUGAAGAUUACCCAGGUCACGUGGCAGAAGGCCACCAAUGGCUCCAAGCAGAACAUGGCCAUCUACAACCCAACUAUGGGCGUCUCCGUGUUGCCGCCCUAUGAGAAGCGAGUGGAGUUCCUGCGACCCUCCUUCAUUGAUGGCACCAUCCGCCUCUCCCGCCUGGAGCUGGAGGACGAGGGCAUGUACAUCUGUGAAUUUGCUACCUUUCCUACAGGCAACCGCGAGAGCCAGCUCAAUCUCACUGUGAUGGCCAAACCUACCAACUGGAUCGAGGGCACCCAUGCAGUGCUUCGAGCCAGGAAGGGACAGGAUGACAAGGUCCUGGUGGCCACCUGCACCUCAGCCAACGGGAAGCCUCCCAGUGUGGUGUCCUGGGAAACGCGGCUAAAGGGCGAGGCAGAGUACCAGGAAAUUCGGAACCCCAAUGGCACAGUGACAGUCAUCAGCCGUUACCGCUUGGUGCCCAGCCGGGAAGCCCACCGGCAGUCCCUGGCUUGCAUCGUCAACUAUCACCUGGACCGCUUCAGGGAGAGCCUCACGCUCAACGUGCAGUAUGAACCUGAGGUGACCAUUGAGGGCUUUGAUGGCAAUUGGUACCUGCAGAGGACAGACGUGAAGCUUACAUGCAAAGCAGAUGCUAACCCUCCAGCCACCGAGUACCACUGGACCACGCUGAAUGGCUCUCUCCCCAAGGGUGUGGAGGCCCAGAACAGAACCCUCUUCUUCCGAGGACCCAUCAACUACAGCCUGGCAGGAACCUACAUCUGUGAGGCCACCAACCCCAUUGGCACCCGCUCAGGGCAGGUGGAGGUCAAUAUCACAGAGUUCCCCUACACCCCAUCUCCUGAACAUGGGCGGCGUUCGGGGCAGGUGCCCACAGCCAUCAUCGGGGGCGUGGCUGGGAGUGUCCUGCUGGUGCUGAUUGUGGUUGGAGGGAUCAUAGUGGCCCUGCGCCGGCGCCGGCACACCUUCAAGGGCGACUACAGUACCAAGAAGCAUGUAUAUGGCAAUGGCUACAGCAAGGCAGGGAUCCCCCAGCAUCACCCGCCCAUGGCACAGAACCUGCAGUACCCUGAUGACUCAGAUGACGAAAAGAAGGCCGGCCCACUGGGCGGGAGCAGCUAUGAGGAGGAAGAAGAGGAGGAGGGCGGUGGAGGGGGCGAACGCAAGGUGGGCGGACCCCACCCCAAAUAUGACGAGGACGCCAAACGGCCCUACUUCACUGUGGAUGAAGCGGAGGCCCGUCAGGACGGCUAUGGGGACCGGACUCUGGGCUACCAGUAUGACCCUGAACAACUGGACUUGGCUGAGAACAUGGUUUCUCAGAACGAUGGGUCUUUCAUUUCCAAGAAGGAGUGGUAUGUGUAGCCCUACCUUCCGGAGCCUCUGUCUGUGCCCACUUCUCCCUGGCUCCUACCCGCACGCCCCCUGCCCACCCUCACAGUCCACUGCCCCAGGAGCUCAACAAAGACUUGACCAGCUGCCCUAAACCAGCCCCAAACUCCUGGGGAGCCAGGGGAGCUCAGGGCAGACCCCACUUGGCUUCGUUUUUUUAUUUCUGCCCUCUCCCACCCUUCCCCGCGGUGUUGUGUUCGACUGUGACUUUGGUGUUGCUGUAUCUUUCCUUUAAGGACCCCAUCCACUGCCCUCUGUGUUGGGAGCCCUGUUCUUGUCUUGUGUACUUGGGCGUCCCUCCAGGGUUUGGGGAGCCAGUCCUCUCCCACCCCCCAACACUGGAAUUUGUUUGUGUUCUCUUCAUUGGGGAGGGAGGGCAGAGGGGGCUUUAAGAUGAAGAGCACCCUCACCUCACCCCGUAUGCUGCUCCUUUGCCCAAUGUCCCCCCACUCUAAACUGGUGAUGCAGCCAGGGCACCUAAAAGGUUAUAGGGGAGUUCUCUGUGGUAUCCAGGGGAGUCUUGUCUGUGAAAUGAUGGAGCUGGGGUUCCUACUGGGGUCCUGGGCACUGUGUUUUCCUGGUAAGAGUGGCUUUAUGCUUUCUCUGUUCUGCUGGCCUACAAAAUGAGGUUGGCCUAGCUGUCAUAUACUGCUUUCCUUUACUCCCAGGCUGUUCUCUACAGAGUGGGUGACCCCAGCUGGACUCUACCCACAGUCCCUGUAUGCCUCCUCCAACACAUGCACACACACCACUGGGUCUCCCCCAGUGCUCUCACGCCCUGCCCAGGCUAAACACUGCCCCAGGCCCCACCCUCCUCUGCUCAGGGAGGGAUCAGCCCACAGAAGCAUCCAGAGACAGAGAGGAUGAACCACCCAGCUGCUGCCGCUCUAAGAUUUCAGUGUAGCUCCAACCUUUCCAACGGUGUGCACGUUUCUCGGAUUUCUCUUUAUCUGCAACACUUGACUCUUCUGGGAAGUCGGGGCUGGGAUCUCAGGAAGAAAUUUGAGGCAAAGAAGUAUUUAUAUGGCGAGGGCGUCCUCAUGGAAGCUCCGCAAACACAAUCUGGUGGUAGACUGCGGGGGACUGCUAACGUCUCAUACAGGAAGGCCAGCAUAGAUGUCACAGGUCUCAAAGAAAGUGCAGGAGCACCCAGGAACCUGCUGCUUGUCCACAGUUUCUACCAGUGCCAUUCUGAGGUGAGGUGGACGACGAAGGGCCCUCCCUUGAGUGCAUGGAGAAAGGCCCUCCCAGCUCACUGUCCCCAAGUUCAAAGUGCCUCACUUUCUCCAUCUGUGCCCCAAAUUCCCCACAUUCUAAAUGGCAUGCCUAUGCCCUGGGGUAGGCAAAGUGGGCUGCGAGAGCCCUAGGUCCUGCCUGCUGGGGUCUCAACUCACUCGGCCCAAGGUGACACUCUGAGGGAUAGCAGGUGUUGGGGAGAGGGAGGCAGAGCACUCUGUGCCCCAAGGGCACUGACCCACCCUGCCAUAGGCUUCCUAAGGGAGCCCCAGCCCUCGCCCCACCCCCCCUCCCUGGUGCUGCUAUUGAAUUCCCAGUCGAAGCGCCAUCUCUGGCACCCCUCAGCCCACCAGCUGGGGCCAUUUCACCAGGCCUUCACUGCCCUAGUCCCAGCCCAGGCCGCCCAGUAGCCACGUAGCAGAAGUCUGAAGCCAUGCCAGCCCUGUGGCGGCUCUCCCCUCUUGGCAUUGGGGGCACUGGAUAGGGUGGAGUUCAGGAAAGAAACUUCUAGGGCCUUUCUAGCCACAGGGCAGAGGAAGAUGGAGGGGCUGGGCUGCUUCUUCCAGCAGUAUUAGUGACCCUCCCAUGUCACAGCACCUCUCUCCUCCUCAUGCCAAUUCUAGCCCCUCUGCUUGGUCCCCUUACUCACAAGGCAGGAGGCAUUUC
This is a messenger RNA of Microtus oregoni (creeping vole), 4547 nucleotides long. It is a transcript of the gene Nectin1, whose product is annotated as nectin cell adhesion molecule 1. The coding region runs from base 1074 to 2618 and encodes 514 amino acids. The transcript is spliced from 6 exons. NCBI's taxonomy places the organism in Eukaryota, Metazoa, Chordata, Mammalia, Rodentia, Cricetidae. The record is from RefSeq and is a predicted model, not a curated record. Gene Ontology annotation, cellular component: adherens junction. Gene Ontology annotation, biological process: heterophilic cell-cell adhesion; protein localization to cell junction; homophilic cell-cell adhesion.